UGGAUCUCUAGUCCUCGGCCUCCCAUUUUAACUUUUGUAUAACCAAUUAACCAUGUUUCUUUAAAAUCUUCACGGUAAUUCCCUCAUCCCCAUCGAGCAUUAAAAUUCUAGUAAUGAAUAUCCACUUAUGUCGUUUAAUGUCACCCCUAAUUACCCAAAUCCACCGUUAAGCUUUCCAAAAUCAAUCAAUCAAAAAAAACAAAAAAAAAACAAAUGAAAGAAACACACAGGAAAGUUUGUCUUCCUCAUUACCUCGUUUCUCACACUUUCUCUCUCUUCCCUAAAUCUCAAUUUCCAAAUCUUUCUCCAUUAAUCAAAAUCAUUCCCCCAAAAAAUUAAAAUUAAAAAAACCUCCCAAAAAUAAAAAAGAAGUAAAUUAUGGAACCUCGACGAGUCCCCCAAAAUAACCCCAAAAUCCGCCAAGUUGGUUUCACCUUCAAUUCUCAAACCCAAAACCCUCACUCUCAACCUCCUCUCUCCACCACCAUCUCCGGCGGCGCCGUUGAAAACAACACCUCCACUCUCUCUCCUGUCAUGAUUCCUCCUCCACCUUUUCUCGAUACUUCCACUUCUCUCCCUGUUCCCGUCCCCGCAGCCGCCGCAAUCCCCGCCGCCCGCCGAGUUUACGACGAUUCUCAUUCCUACCUUGCCGCUUCUUCUCCUGAGUCAACUCAGCCUGAUUUAUCCGAAGACUGGCUUCGUAGCAGUUCUGGUAAAUAUAGCCUUGCUUUUGAUAUGUCUGGUGUUAAUUCUCCCGUUGCUGAUGAACAAUCUACCGAGGGUGCUGAAAUUACUGUUGCUAAUCAUGAGAAGGGAGCAAAUGUAUCAGAAGUACAAGUGUCUCACGAAGACAAGAAGCUUUCCUCAAAACCAUCUAAGGAUAAACUUAGCAAAGCUGAAAGGCGUGCUUUACAGGAGGCUCAGAGAGCUGCCAAAUCUAAUAAAAAAGCUGCGGCUUCUGGAGUAGCAGCUCAUGUCACUGGAAAACCGACUGAAGCAUCUAAGCAACCUCCACAAAAGAAAAAUGUUCCUUUGAGAACAUCCUCAGUACCAGUUUCUGAAACGAAAGGAGGCAAUCAACCAUCAGAGAAAGAUAAGAAGAAGGAUAUUCCCCAUCCUCGGAUGCAAUAUGAUGACAAGAGCAGAGUGGAAAAGGCUAAAAAGCGUUCUGUUGUUAAGCAAACUGAAGUUAGAAACAGAGUGGAGCUCUUUCGGCAUUUGCCUCAGUAUGAAUAUGGAAAUCAGAUCCAUGACCUCGAGUCAAAAAUUUUCAAUCAUGAUUCAGUUCAUCCUGCCGUGUAUAAGGUUGGUUUGCAAUAUUUGUCAGGCGAUAUAUCUGGAAGUAAUGCACGAUGUAUCGCGAUGCUCUGUGCUUUUAAGGAAGCUAUUGAGGACUAUCAUACACCAGCAGAUAAAAUUAUAACUAGAGAUUUAACUGCAAGGCUCAAUAGCUAUGUGUCAUUCCUAAGCGAAUGCAGGCCUCUCUCUAUUAGUAUGGGAAAUGCAAUAAGAUAUCUAAAGACUCGCAUUACCAAGUUGCCUUCAAGUCUUUCUGAGUCAGAAACAAAAACUGCUAUAUCUUCAGAUAUUAAUCGUUUUAUUCAUGAAAAAAUAGUUGUAGCGGACAAUGUUAUUGUGCAACAGGCUGCCACAAAAGUUAGGGACGGCGAUGUUCUUCUUACUUAUGGUUGUUCCAGUGUUGUUGAAAUGGUAUUGGUUUAUGCCCAUGAGCAUGGGAAAAAGUUCCGUGUUGUUAUUGUUGAUUCACGACCAAAGUUUGAAGGUCAAGGUUUGCUUCGAAGGCUGGUUGCAAAAGGUUUGAGCUGUACAUACACGCAUAUUAAUGCGGUUUCCUAUGUCAUGCAUGAAGUCACGAGAGUUUUUUUAGGCGCUGCGUCCAUAUUUUCUAAUGGAAUUGUUUAUUCAAGAAUUGGAACUGCAUGUGUUGCUAUGGUUGCUCAUUCAUUCCGUGUUCCAGUAUUAGUUUGCUGUGAAGCCUACAAGUUUCAUGAGAGAGUCCUACUGGAUUCCAUUUGUGCCAAUGAACUUGGCGAUCCCGAUGUUAUUGCAAAGGUACCUGGUAGAAAGGAUGUAAACUAUUUGAGUAAUUGGAUGAAUAAGGAAAAUUUACAACUCCUACAUUUACUUUAUGAUGCUACCCCCUCAGAUUACAUAUCUUUGAUUGUCACGGACUAUGGCAUGAUUCCACCUACAAGUGUGCCAGUGAUUGUGCGUGAAUAUGGGAAAGAACACCUAUUUUGAUGUGCAGAGACUGUGUUUGGAUACUUGUUGAUACCAAGGCUAACUAAUGUAAAGGUGUUUGGUUUGAGCGUCAUUUUUAAUGUCGCAAAUUUGAUCCCGUAUACGAGUGAAAGCUCAUUUCAUGUAACCUUGAUAAGCAUCUGCACCAAACAGUUUUGAUCUCAGCAUUCUUUGACACAAAUUAUUGUCAAUGUACUAUCUUUGACUUUGUUUAGAAUGAUUUAGUGUCGACUAGAAUAAUAAAAUCACAGUUUGAGAAUUAAGUGUGUUCUAGUUUUACAGUCUAGAGUAUACUAAGAUAUGAGGUGUAAUUCUUUUUUUUUCUUUUUUUAACGGGGUGUAAUUCUUAUAUAUAUAUAUACCGAGUAACAAAAUUUUUGUUUGA
This is a messenger RNA of Spinacia oleracea (spinach), 2647 nucleotides long. RefSeq lists its product as uncharacterized. Lineage: Eukaryota; Viridiplantae; Streptophyta; Magnoliopsida; Caryophyllales; Amaranthaceae. The coding region runs from base 379 to 2262 and encodes 627 amino acids. The transcript has 7 exons. The record is from RefSeq and is a predicted model, not a curated record.